This is a messenger RNA of Exophiala mesophila, 1380 nucleotides long. Its product is annotated as GTP-binding protein ypt5. Gene Ontology annotation, molecular function: GTPase activity; GTP binding. NCBI's taxonomy places the organism in Eukaryota, Fungi, Ascomycota, Eurotiomycetes, Chaetothyriales, Herpotrichiellaceae. The record is from RefSeq and is a predicted model, not a curated record. Bases 192 to 851 code for a protein of 219 amino acids. The transcript has 4 exons.
GUCACCCUAUCCCCUUCUAUCACUCACCAGUUCAACAUCAACACCACCACCACAACCACCAACACCAACCACAGACUCUACUUCCACCACAUCGUCAUUCCAUCCCAUUGCCGCCUCUCACAUACCACGAGACACCAAAGUCCUCUUCGUCGCUAUAUUCAUCCUCAUCCUAGUCCCUUCCAAUCCUGACAAUGGCUGCAAGAGCUCCCACUGGCCGUCCCGGCGCAGGCGGCAGGUUUGCCCAGUUCAAGCUGGUCUUACUUGGAGAAUCCGCCGUCGGAAAGAGCUCCUUGGUCCUUCGUUUUGUCAAAGAUCAAUUUGAUGAUUAUCGCGAGUCAACAAUCGGCGCUGCUUUCCUAACGCAGACUAUAUCUCUCGACGAGAAUACGACCGUCAAAUUCGAAAUCUGGGAUACCGCUGGUCAGGAGAGAUAUAAAUCGUUGGCGCCCAUGUACUAUCGCAACGCCAACUGCGCCGUUGUUGUCUAUGAUAUUACCCAGGCAUCGUCAUUAGACAAAGCCAAGUCAUGGGUCAAAGAACUCCAAAGACAAGCAAAUGAAAACAUCAUUAUCGCCCUCGCCGGAAACAAGGUUGAUGUCGUUAACGAAUUCCCCGACAAGCGAGCGAUUCAAACCGCCGACGCCGAGGCCUAUGCUAAAGAAGCCGGAUUACUCUUCUUCGAGACAUCGGCAAAGACAUCGACGAACGUCCGUGAACUCUUCACCGCCAUUGCUAAAAAACUCCCUCUCGAUCAGGCCGGGCCCCGGAAUCUAAGGUCGAACCCACGACCGGGCGUUGACCUGAGACCAGAAGCCACAAACACACAAGGUGCAGGGGGAUGUCAAUGCUAAACGCGAGAGCAAUCCCGGAGAUAGAUUGUCAACGGAUGUCGACUUGAUCAUACCAUUCAUCAUCCUGCCCACCUUUUUUAUACCAUUGUUCACAUUGAGCCACAGGAGCAGGCGUCGGGAUAUCGGAAUGACUGGGGCAAGGGCUGGCCUGAGGUUUCAGGUCGGAUUCAACGCUGGAUAAUGGAUGAGUUGACUGCUACUGAUUCUUGUAAUGCUUUCUCGGCGGCGGUUGGUGUGUGUGUGUGUUCCAUGCAAAUCCGAAAGAUCAAGUAGAAUCUGGGGUCGACGAGGUACUUUGGUAAAUUCCAUCGCCUACCACAAGGCAAUCAACGUUGUUCCUUGAAUUGACCCUGAUGAAUCUUCACAUUCUCUCUGAUCUGCGGUGAUGCAGGGCUGAUCACCAAACACGCAACCAGCAUAACCCCUUGUCGACUACAUACGACACUGGGUGGUGGAUUCCGCGGCACAUACUAUACUGCAUUAAUAUAAUCCGUGAACCUUAACCUAAUCCAUAUCAAGGUCCCUCUUC